AUGGAAGAUUUAGAGACUAACUUAGUCCAGACACGCAAAGCACGUGGCAUUGAACAAAUGGUAGCAAAAUGGCUCCAUCGCUCUCGGAGUGGAGCAUCCAGGGGAAGAGGAUCUGUGGCAGAUAUCCCCAGUGACAGCAGUGGCCAGCCUGCUAGCCGUGUCAAAUUCGAAGUUACAAUAUACAAGGAUUUGGUUCACCAUCACUAUGGCUUUGAGAUUUGCCCAGACCUUCCCCUUACCAUUGCGUCUGUCACUGCAGGGAGCACAGCUGAUGGAAAGCUGCUGCCAGGUGACCAGAUCCUUCUGAUAAACACUACAGCCGUGGAAGACACUUCUAUUGAACAUGCAGCUGAUCUCAUCAGGGAGGCCGGAGAUAAACUCCUCCUAACUGUUCUGCGCUGUGCAUCGGGCGGGCCUAAAUCAUCAUUUCUCACUGCAGAGAAGAGGGCAAAGUUAAAAACAAACCCUGUGAAAGUGCGGUUUGCAGAGGAGGUGCUGGUGAAUGGACACUCACAGGGGAAUUCUCUUCUUUGCAUGCCUAACGUCCUCAAGGUAUACUUGGAAAAUGGGCAAACGAAGGCUUUCAGGUUUGAGAUGAGCACUACUGUGAAGGAUAUUGUUCUCACCUUGAAGGAGAAGCUCUCCAUACGAAGCAUAGCACACUUCGCCUUAGCCCUGGAGGAACAGUAUAAUAUUGCUAAGAUCUACCUGCUGCAUGAUGAUGAGCUCAUUGAGCAGGUGGUCCAAAAAAGAGAAUCCCAUGACUGCCGGUGCCUCUUCAGAGUUUGCUUCAUCCCAAAGGAUCCCUUAGACCUCCUGCAGGAAGACCCAGUUGCCUUUGAGUAUCUUUAUCUGCAGAGCUGCAGUGAUGUGCUUCAGGAAAGGUUUGCUGUGGAAAUGAAAUGCAGUGUGGCAUUACGUCUAGCUGCCCUGCACAUACAGGAAAGGAUCUACACUUGUGCUCAGCCACAGAAAAUGUCCUUGAAAUACAUUGAGAAGGACUGGGGCAUUGAAAACUUCAUUUCACCAACUUUGCUUCGAAACAUGAGAGGCAAAGAUAUCAAGAGGGCUAUCAGCUACCACAUGAAGCGGAACCAGGUCCUGCUUGAUCCUCGUCAGAAGCAUAUGCUUGCAGCAGUCCAAGUGCGCCUGAGCUACUUACAGAUACUGGGAGACCUGAAGAUGUACAGUGGGAAGACCUUUAAUGCCACCCUGAUGCUACAGGACAGAGAAUCAUACGUUGCCUUGCUGGUUGGAGCCAAGUACGGGGUGAGCCAGAUUAUCAAUAAUAAGCUCAACAUCAUAACAAGUCUGGCAGAGUUUGCAAACAUCAGCAGGCUGGAACUUAUGGCGGAGUCUGAGAAAGUGAGCAUGGUGAAAAUCUACCUGCAGGAUCUGAAGCUGCUGACUCUGCUGUUGGAAUCAAACAGUGCAAAAGACCUGGUCUGCCUCAUCAGUGGCUAUUACAGGCUGUUUGUGGAUGCAAAUGUCUCCAUAUUUACUUGGGGGGAGAAAAAACAGCAACUCCACCGUAUAUCAGCAGAAGAAGGGUAUGAAUCUAGAAUCUGCAGUGACUCUGAAGACUCCUGGGAGCUAGAUUCCUCCUCAGAGCAUUGCUUGGACAUUCCUGCACCACAUGGCCAUGCCCACCAUGUGUGUGAUGAGGAGGAGAUGGAAGACCUCCACAGCCUAGAGCAGGACAGCAUAAAGCCCCAAGCUGGAGGGGGUGCACAAAGCAACAAGUCUGACAACGCAACAGAUAGCAUAUCAGAAGCUUCAGAUUCUGCCAACACUGAGAGCCGAGGGUAUAAGACAAGUGGCUCAAGUGACUCUAUGGAUGCACUGGAGGAAGAUGAACUGGAAGCCUGCUCCUCUUCUAGGCCAGAGUUCUUCCAUCUCUAUAGGCCAACAGUGCAUGAGAUGAACAGCCCAGUCCAGAGCUUCUUCCCCACUGGUACUUCAAUGGGCUCCUGCAGGACAGAUGCCAGAGACUUCUGUUUCCUUCAGGCACCAGAAGCAGCUAAACCUGGGUCUGAACACAAUCACUAUGAGCAGAGAAGAGAGGACAUGGCUGCAUCUGUGCUGGAGACCAAGCUGUCUGAGAGAAAUGCCAUGGGCUAUUACAGCCUUUGCUACAGCACAUCCCCUGCUGGCAGAGCUGAGAGGAACAUCGGUCACAGCCCUGGGAGAAGCUCUUGGACAGACGUGCCUGCCCAGGCGGGUGUACUCUGCAGGCCUGACCAACCGGCUGAGGUGAACGAUCUCAUUCUGGACCCUCCGCCGGGCUUUGGAGACACCAGCUCCGAGGAUGAGUUCUACGAUGCAGCGGACAGACUGAGCCCUCCAGAUGCUCUAGCAGCUGGUUGCAACCUCACAUCCUGGGACAGUGUAGAAGAUGCCUCUUGCAUCCUAAAGAAAUCAAGGUGUUACAGCUUGGCGGAAAACCUCGUGUCAAGGCAGACAACAAGGGAAAAAUACAGGAUGGAGAAAGAUAUGACUUACGCCAAGCGGAAGAGGAGAUCUUUCCUAAAAACUGAUUAUACCUCGCAGGUCACUUUCCCAUUGACGUCACCAGACUCUCAGCAGAGUUGCAGUUGGUCAUUCUCAUCAUUCCUCCCUCAGCCUCUGGAUCCAACUUCCUCAGAGAACAUCAAGAUGGACACAGAAGUGGGAGCUCAAACUAAUACAGAGGCCCAGAGAAACACUGCAAGCAAAAACCCAUCGGCUGACUUGAUGGAAAUGGAACCUGACACUCUGGAAACAAAAUCAGUGACUGACUUGUUUUUUCCUUUGAUUUCAGCUAUUCGCCUACAGGUUGACCAGAAUGGGGAAGAGAACUCAGACACUGCUGGAUGUGUGGAUGAUGGCCUCAAUCCUGCAAGUGCUGUACAUGCACCUUUCCAACUGUGGGAGGAAACUGUGCACCUUCCCAGAGAACAAAGCAGAAGUCCUACAAAAGAUCCCAACAUUGAGUUAAAAACUGGGUGGCAAAGUGAGAAAAGUUGUGAAGCCAGCAGAGAGCCAGUUGAAAUGAUGGAAGCCCACUGCGAGGUCAACAGUGAAGCUGAAUUUCAAAGCCAGGAAAUGAUAUGCCCCUCUGCCACUUCUUCCUGUGGUAUGACCUCAGAAUUAAAUCUCCUUCCCGCAGCAGGGCAAGAAGAAGGACGUGGAGAGCUUAUUCUUGCUCCCUAUGAAGAAAGAAAAGGUGAUUUUGUCAGGUCUGCUGAAAAACAGAGUGACAUAGGUUUGUCUCAGGUGAAAAGCAGAAAGGCAGUAGGUGAGGAAGCCUUUUGGAAAGCGCACAGCAAAAGUCAUGUGGGCUUUCCAAAUGUCACCCAACUGUUAAAAGACUGCAGUGGCACUUCAGGCAUCGUAACUCGCAUCUCCUGCCUCUCAUUUGAGGUGAGAACAGACCUCACAUCGCCAAACUCAACUAAUGAGGGGAGGAGCAACCUACUUGGGCUUUUGGACUCUUCAGAGAGAGCUCACAUGACCAGUGGAUACUGUGGGGCUGAUACUGUGAGAAUGGAGACACAAACACCCUCAGCAGUACCAGCCUUUGAAAAAGAAGUGGUGAGCCGUCAGGGCCCAGAUGAAGGAAAGCUCAGAAAAGAUAGGGAAAAUGUGUAUAAUGGGCAGUCUGAGCAUAGUCAGACUCCUAUUCACAAAGAAGAAGCUACAGUACUUGAGAAAGACUAUCCCUUAAUUCCAUCCCUGGGGCUUUCCUUUCCCUCCAGUCUAGUUCCUUUGGGCUCUCUGGGGAACCACCCCAGUGACAUGACCAGAUCUCUGGGUCCUUCCACCAUGAAGAACACAUUUCCACCACAGCUUGGGAUGGACAAGUGCAGCUGUCAGUUGUCCUAUGUAAGCUGCUUCCGUUGGCCUGAAGAAGAGGGGGAACAUGAAAACACUACCCCUACACACAGCGUGUCUUCGAGUCCCCUCACCACUCCACCAUCCACCAUCCACAAUCUUCCUGGCACCCCUAUGGACAGUCACACAGAUGUUACUGCUAGCGACAGGGCAUGGCUGGACCCUCACAUCCAAGCCCUGACCAAGUUGAAGGAACAAGCGCAGAUGAGCCCUGCAGAUUUCUCCUGCUUCCUUGCCUACAUUGCAGAACUUCAGGAGGUUGUGGGAAAGCUCUCUGGCAACAAAUCAACACACCUGCAAGACACAUGUGCAGACCACAGCUCUAAGAGAAAGGGUGUGCUUCAAUCAGCCUCCCAGGACCUGCUGUCCAAUUGCCAGGAGCUCCUGAAAACAGAGCGACCCCUUAAGGAGGUGCACGAUGCAUUGAGAGUGACAUUUGAUGACCUGGUCCGGUUGACAGUGGCCUGCUUUCAGGUGACACACUGCCAGCUGUGCACGCACAGGCAGAGUGAGCUUGUGGCCGUACUCACAGAUGUGGUAGACACCUACCACCACUUGGUUCAGCUUGUUCACCAGCUGCUUCGUGGGCAGGGUUGCCCAGCUGUGAGUGCCAAGCUCCUUGCCUGCCAACACACAGCCCUUACAGCCUCAGUGCUUUGUCUCAUGCAGCAGUUUGGGGUGCCCUCCUCUUUGUGA
Molecule: messenger RNA, 4569 nt
Organism: Tinamus guttatus (white-throated tinamou)
Lineage: Eukaryota; Metazoa; Chordata; Aves; Tinamiformes; Tinamidae
Source: RefSeq, a predicted model, not a curated record